Molecule: messenger RNA, 3528 nt
Organism: Phodopus roborovskii (desert hamster)
Lineage: Eukaryota; Metazoa; Chordata; Mammalia; Rodentia; Cricetidae
Gene: Scube3
Product: signal peptide, CUB domain and EGF like domain containing 3
Exons: 23
Coding region: 47-3073 (1008 amino acids)
Biological process (GO): signal transduction
Cellular component (GO): cell surface
Molecular function (GO): calcium ion binding
Source: RefSeq, a predicted model, not a curated record
CGGGGCUGCGAUACCCCCGCGGCCCCGCCGCGCGGAGCUCCAGGCCAUGGGCUCGGGGCGCGUCCCCGGGUUCUGCCUGCUCGUCCUGCUGGUCCAUGCGCGUGCCGCCCAGCAUGGCAAAGCUGCGCAAGAUGUGGAUGAAUGUGUGGAAGGGACUGACCAUUGCCACAUCGAUGCCAUCUGCCAGAACACUCCACGAUCAUACAAGUGCAUCUGCAAGUCCGGCUACACGGGGGAUGGCAAACACUGCAAAGAUGUGGACGAGUGUGAACGGGAGGACAAUGCAGGCUGUGUUCACGACUGUGUUAACAUCCCUGGUAAUUACCGAUGUACCUGCUAUGAUGGAUUCCACCUGGCACAUGAUGGACACAACUGUCUGGAUGUAGACGAGUGUGCUGAAGGCAAUGGUGGCUGUCAACAGAGCUGUGUCAAUAUGAUGGGCAGCUAUGAAUGUCACUGCCGAGAAGGCUUCUUCCUCAGCGACAACCAGCAUACCUGUAUCCAGCGGCCAGAAGAAGGAAUGAACUGCAUGAAUAAGAACCAUGGCUGUGCCCACAUUUGCCGGGAGACUCCCAAGGGGGGCAUUGCCUGUGAAUGCCGCCCUGGCUUUGAGCUCACCAAGAACCAACGGGACUGUAAAUUGACCUGCAACUAUGGUAAUGGUGGCUGCCAGCAUACAUGUGAUGACACAGAGCAGGGUCCCCGGUGCGGCUGCCAUGUCAAGUUUGUGCUCCAUACUGAUGGGAAGACAUGCAUAGGGGAAAGGCGGCUAGAGCAGCACAUGCCCACUCAGGCCGUUUCUAAUGAGACCUGUGCGGUCAACAAUGGAGGCUGUGACAGUAAGUGCCACGAUGCAGCGACUGGUGUCCACUGCAGCUGUCCUGUGGGUUUCAUGCUACAGCCAGACAGGAAGACCUGCAAAGACAUAGAUGAGUGCCGCUUAAACAAUGGGGGCUGUGACCACAUCUGCCGCAACACAGUGGGCAGCUUUGAAUGCAGCUGCAAGAAGGGUUACAAGCUUCUUAUCAAUGAAAGGAGCUGCCAGGACAUAGAUGAGUGCUCUUUUGACCGAACCUGUGACCACAUGUGUGUCAACACACCAGGAAGCUUCCAGUGUCUCUGUCAUCGUGGGUACCUGCUGUAUGGUGUCACUCAUUGUGGAGAUGUGGACGAAUGCAGCAUCAAUAAGGGGGGCUGCCGCUCUGGUUGUAUCAACACACCUGGCAGUUAUCAGUGUACCUGCCCAGCCGGCCAGGGCCGCCUUCACUGGAAUGGAAAGGAUUGCACAGAGCCAGUGAAAUGUCAGAGCAAUCCUGGGGCCUCCAAAGCCAUGCUUAGCUGCAACCGGUCUGGCAAGAAGGACACUUGUGCCCUGACCUGCCCCUCCCGAGCCCGAUUUUUGCCAGAGUCCGAGAACGGUUUCACGGUGAGCUGUGGUACCCCUAGCCCUAAAGCUGCUCCAGCCCGAGGCAUCCACCCUGGAAACAGCACCACCUCCAACUAUUGUCAUGAGGCUGCAGUGCUAUCAGUUAAGCAGCGGGCCUCCUUCAAGAUCAAGGACGCCAAAUGUCGUUUGCACCUGCGAAACAAAGGCAAAGUGGAGGAAGCCAGCAGAAUCCCAGGGCCAGGUGGUAGCCCUUGCUCUGACUGCCAAGUCACCUUUAUCCACCUCAAGUGUGACUCUUCUCGGAAGGGCAAGGGCCGACGGGCCCGGACCCCCGGCAAGGAGGUUACCCGGCUCACACUGGAAUUAGAGGCUGAGGUCCGAGCAGAAGAAACGACAGCUGGCUGCGGACUGCCCUGCCUCCGACAGAGGACGGAACGGAAACUGAAAGGGUCCCUGAAGAUGCUCAGAAAGUCCAUCAACCAGGACCGGUUCCUGCUGCGUCUGGCAGGCCUUGACUAUGAGCUAGCCCACAAGCCAGGCCAGGUAGCUGGGGACCGAACAGAGCUGGCGGAGGUCUGCAGGCCUGGCCAGCACCGGGCAGGCACCAAGUGUGUCAGCUGCCCGCAGGGAACGUAUUACCACGGCCAGACGGAGCAGUGUGUACCAUGCCCAGCGGGCACCUUCCAGGAGAGGGAAGGGCAGCUCUCCUGCGACCUUUGCCCUGGGAGUGAUGCCCAUGGGCCUCUUGGAGCCACCAACGUCACCACAUGUGCAGGUCAGUGCCCACCUGGCCAACAUUCAGUAGAUGGGUUCAAGCCCUGCCAGCCAUGCCCACGGGGCACCUAUCAGCCUGAAGCAGGACGAACCCUGUGCUUUCCCUGUGGUGGAGGCCUCACUACCAAGCAUGAGGGGGCAGUCUCCUUCCAGGACUGUGACGCCAAAGUCCAGUGCUCCCCGGGCCACUACUACAACACCAGCACCCAUCGCUGUAUCCGCUGUGCCAUGGGCUCCUACCAGCCACACUUCCGUCAGAACUUCUGCAUCCGCUGCCCAGGAAAUACGAGCACUGACUUUGACGGCUCUACCAGUGUGGCUCAGUGCAAGAAUCGGCAGUGUGGUGGGGAGCUAGGCGAAUUCACUGGCUACAUCGAGUCCCCCAACUACCCGGGCAACUACCCAGCGGGUGUGGAGUGCAUCUGGAACAUCAACCCCCCACCCAAGCGCAAGAUCCUUAUCGUGGUCCCGGAGAUAUUCCUGCCCUCCGAGGAUGAGUGUGGGGACGUUCUCGUCAUGAGAAAGAACUCCUCCCCAUCCUCCAUCACCACUUAUGAGACCUGCCAGACCUAUGAGCGUCCCAUUGCCUUCACGGCCCGUUCCAGGAAACUCUGGAUCAACUUCAAGACUAGUGAGGCCAACAGUGCUCGUGGCUUCCAGAUUCCUUACGUGACAUAUGACGAGGACUACGAGCAGCUGGUGGAGGACAUAGUGCGGGACGGCCGGCUCUAUGCCUCUGAGAACCACCAGGAGAUCCUGAAGGACAAGAAGCUUAUCAAGGCCUUCUUUGAGGUCCUGGCCCACCCCCAAAACUACUUCAAGUACACAGAGAAACACAAGGAGAUGCUGCCCAAAUCGUUCAUCAAGCUGCUACGCUCCAAAGUCUCCAGCUUCUUGAGGCCUUACAAAUAGAGCCCACGGGCCUAGAGACCUGGGUUUCAGAGCUCCAACUCACUGGCCCGCAUAGCUGGCGCCCCAACCUCAAGACAAGAAUCAGUCCUCCCCUUUUGGAGGAGAAAUAUCACUACACCAGGCAAUCUCCCUUCUGUCUCCCCCCACCCCUCUCUCUCUCUCUCUCUCCUCUCCUUCUUUCUUACAUAUUCCCUGGAAAAACCAUUCAGUGCCAGGUGAAGGAAAAGAACUCUCUCCUCUGCCCACCUCACCAGCUCCCAUCCCCAGCCCUCCAGUCUGGAAGGGUGUUGGAGUCCCAGAACAGGAUGGGCCUGCUAGGAAGUGGGGGUGGGGAGACAGGCUUCUGCCAUUACAGGAUGGUUGUGCCUUGCUAGAAAGGAGCCAAAAUAUCCCCUGUUGUGUUCUCCAGAGUGACUCUUUACAGCCCAGUGUCCUGCCAAAGAAGGCUUUGACAU